AGAGAGAGAGAGAAAGAGAGAGAGAUCUUCCUGCUGGCAAUAACACGAGCCUCGAAACUUAUAGGUCUCCAAAGGGCUCCUGAGGUUUGUGAGAGGGGAGAUAAAAAAUAAAUAAACAAGAAACAAAAAUGGAUUUGAUGGAAAAAAAUGACCCGGAUAACCAGAUGCCUAUACUACAAAGUUUAUCGAUGGAGGAGGAAGAGGAGGAUUUAAAUGAUGAAGCCCAGGAUAUGAGUAACAGUCUGAGAGAAAUUGUCCAAGAAGAGAUAGUAAAACCCAAACUUCAGUGCCUGAUGAUGGAUCCGGCUUUCUCAAUGGUAACACUACAGAGCGAGGACAGUGGGAUCCUUUGGGAGACGGCGUCUAGCCGCUGCUCAACGCCCUGGAUUUCGGAAAUCAGUUCUCCAGCACCGGAUCUCAGCAACAGCCUUGUUCCAAGAUGUCCGACCGGUACGGGUUCAGAAACGGCAGGUAGGAUCGUCUUUAUAAUGGACGAGGAUAAUAUAAUAAGGAGAAAGAAAAGGAAGCGAAAUAAAGAGGCUGAAAAGCUACCGAUGAUAGCAGACGAAGCGCCACGAGAACCUGAUAGGCCUGCCAUGGUGGAGGUCUCUGUUCCCAAUGUAACGGUCGAGAAAGAAAAAGAGGAUGAAAGAAAAGACACAAAAGAAGCAAGAAAGCAACGCUUGUUUUGUCUGGUGUCUGAGGGAUCAGAGAUUCUGAAUAUUGUUGUGCCCCCAAAAUUGUCCACAGUGGAUGAGGAGGAGAGCAAAGGACUGGAGGAUAACUUGUCUUACCUUGAAGAGACACCUGUUAUAAAAGCCAGAGAGAUCCCUGAAGAACCCGAGGCAUCUGAGGAGACAGGAAAUCAGGAACAGUUUCAAGCUACAGUCCAGGCAGUAACUUUGCCACCACUGAUCAAGCCACGAAAACAAGGUAUGAGUGAGGACUACUUUGAAAAAUUCACACUCUUAGAUCAUCAGGCACCAUCAGGAGUUCCUACAGUAGAUGAGAACCAAGAGCCUGAAUACAGCUCUGAUCAAGAACUUUAUGAGGGUGAAGAUAAUGCCAUGGAUAUAAAACCAGUGGCAGAAGUUUCAGAGGAUUCUGCAUCCAUUAAUGGACUUGAGAUCACCAGCGAACAUGUGGAUGAGGUAUUUUAUGGAGGUGGACAAGAUCCAGAUUUUCGGACAAAAAAGGGGGCCAAUAAAGAGGAGGAGCUGCCAAAAUCAUCCUUAAAGAAAAGUGGAAGUGCUCUAUUCGGUAGUCAGGAGUCAAUCCUUACUCCGAUUUUUCUGCCUGAAGGACCCCAGAAAAUCAUAGAUCUAGUCCUGCUGGAGGAACCAAAGGCCAUGGCAUUUAUGUACUCAGAUUUGUAUGCAGAAGCUGUAGGAAGCAGGACGAAGCAAGAAGAUACAGAGAGCGUGACUUCAGAAAAGUCCUUCCACAGCCAGGAGUCUGAACUUGAAGACAGAGGCUACUUGGAGAAAUUUGUUCUUAAAGAUGAAACACAGGUGACUCAGAUGGAUCCAUUACAUGAUGACUGUAAAGUAGAUGGCAUUAGGAUGUGGUCACGUGAUGCAUUUGGCUUUACACAACAUGACAAGGAUGACGCUGGAACGCUGGAUGAAGUGGAUGAAAUCACUGAUUUCUUUAGGAAUAGUGCUAGCUCUUCACCAUGUGAACCUCUCCAGAUAUCUGAGGUGGAGCCAGAAGAAACAAGAAGAGAGACCAAGGUUCGACAUGUGGUGUUUCAGGACGAAGGCAAGGAAAGGACAACUGAAGAGGACAUAGACAUUGCAGAAGCAUUUUUACCACUUGACAUUGGCAUGGAGGAAAGCUUGAAUACUGCAGACUACAAAUCAGUCAUUAAUGAAUAUGCUGCCAAGACAUGUGCAGCCACACCAAGCAAGACAGAAAAAACUAAGUUUUCCUCCAAAGCUAAACCUCCCAAACAUGUUUUUAUCCCAUUCGACGUUCCUCAAACUGUAAAACCCAUAACACCUCGUUACAAGCCCUUCCUGGAGCUGACUCCAUUACUUCCAGUAGAGGUGCCUGAGGAAGACGGACACAAAGACGUGAACCCAAAAGAAAGAGAAGGAAGUGAUAACAUUUCUUUAUCCACCACAGUUAAAGGAGAAAAGGCCUCAGUAGAUGCCCAAGACUACGUGCAAAUCAGCCAACAGGAGGCAAGCGAAUCUGCCCCCAUACCUCAGCAAUGCUCAUCUAAAGGAAGAGAGGAUACAGAGAGCUCCGGCUUUACUACUGCACCAGCUUUACUACUACAGAUUCAGCUGGAUCUCCUGUAUGAUGAGGUUGAGGCGGAUAAAUGAGACUGUAGGAAUUCCAGCAUCAAAAUUUUUAAAAAAUUCAUGCUAGAAGUUAAAAAACCUUGAUCGGUAUAUGUUCACAAACUCACUGCCUGUUACGGUUAAAAACUUUCGUAUUUAACAUGUAAAUAUUUUAAUAACCUUUCAGUGGAUCGUCCAAGUCUUUAA
Tachysurus vachellii is the source of this 2495-nucleotide messenger RNA. Its product is annotated as cardiomyopathy-associated protein 5. The record is from RefSeq and is a predicted model, not a curated record. The coding region runs from base 129 to 2330 and encodes 733 amino acids. Lineage: Eukaryota; Metazoa; Chordata; Actinopteri; Siluriformes; Bagridae. The transcript is spliced from 2 exons.